UAUCUCUCUUUCUCUCUCUAUAUCUCUCUCCAUUGAUUCUGUAUCUAUCUAUAUCUAUAUCUCUCUUUGCCAUUCAACGAAGCAAACUAUAGGUCCGCCGUUUGCUGUAUGUAAAAAGCGUUCAAACUGGAGGAGGAAACUGAAAUAACAAGGCAACCUCUCAGAGUCUGAUUUCAACAGAUUAAUUCCUGGUUGAUGUGAAUUGAGAUGUCUGGUUUUGGAGGUGUUUUGGUUUCUGAUCAAUUGCUUCAAAGUGAGUUCACUCAGGUUGAACUUCGUAGUCUUAAAUCCAAGUUCUCAUGGAUGAAGGCUAAAAAUGGAAAAGUUACAGUGGGAGAUCUACCAGCGUUGAUUAUGAGACUGAAGAGUAUGAGUGAAACCUUCAAAGAAGAGGAGGUACACGCGAUUCUGAAUGAUCACAAUGUUGAUUCGGAUCUGAAUGCCGACGUUGAUUUUGAAGGAUUCCUUAGGACAUAUUUGAAUAUGCAAUCUCGAGCUGCGGUAAAAUUGGGUGGUUCUAAGCAUGCUUCGUCCUUCCUCAAGGCUUCAACAACGACUCUUCUUCACACUAUUAGUGAAUCGGAGAAAGCAUCUUAUGUUGCACAUAUUAAUAGUUAUCUUAGGGAUGAUCCGUUUUUUAAACAGUUUCUUCCAAUUGAUACUGCUUCAAAUGGUUUAUUUGAACUUGCAAAAGACGGAGUUCUUCUAUGUAAGCUUAUCAAUGUUGCUGUUCCGAACACAAUUGAUGAACGGGCUAUUAACACGAAAAAAGUAUUAAAUCCUUGGGAAAGGAAUGAGAAUCAUACCCUAUGUCUUAACUCUGCCAAAGCCAUUGGCUGCACAGUAGUCAACAUUGGCACUCAGGACUUAAUUGAAGGAAGACCUCAUUUGGUUAUGGGGUUGAUAAGUCAAAUAAUAAAGAUCCAACUAUUGGCCGAUCUCAAUCUCAGGAAGACACCACAGCUUGUUGAAUUGGUGGAAGACAACAAUGAUGUCGAGGAACUUAUGGGGUUAGGCCCGGAGAAGCUCUUGUUGAAAUGGAUGAACUUCCAUCUAAAGAAAGCAGGCUAUGAGAAAACUGUUGCAAAUUUCUCAUCAGAUUUGAAGGAUGGUGAAGCUUAUGCCUAUCUACUUAACGUCCUUGCACCAGAACAUUGCAAUCCAGCUACUUUGGAUGUCAAGGAUUCAACAGAAAGGGCUAAUAUGGUACUUGAGCAUGCAGAGAAAAUGGACUGUAAGAGAUAUCUAACACCAAAGGACAUUGUUGAAGGAUCAACAAAUCUGAAUAUUGCAUUUGUUGCACAAAUAUUCCACCAAAGGAAUGGCCUAUCUACGGACAACAAGAAAAUCUCUUUUGCAGAGAGGAUGACAGAUGAUGAACAAAUAUCCAGAGAAGAGAGAUGCUUUCGCCUUUGGAUAAAUACUCUUGGCAUUGCCAGUUAUGUUAAUAAUUUGUUCGAGGAUGUGAGAAAUGGGUGGAUCCUCUUGGAAGUGUUAGACAAGAUUUCCCCAGAAACAGUCAAUUGGAAGCAAGCUACAAAACCUCCUAUUAAAAUGCCAUUCAGAAAAGUGGAGAACUGCAACCAGGUUAUUAAGAUUGGAAAGCAAUUAAAGUUCUCCCUGGUGAAUGUAGCUGGAAAUGAUAUUGUUCAUGGCAAUCAGAAGCUUAUACUUGCUUUCUUAUGGCAGUUGAUGAGGUUCAAUAUGCUUCAACUUUUGAAGAACUUGAGAUCCCGCUCUCAAGGGAAGGAAUUCACUGAUGCUGAUAUCCUAGACUGGGCAAAUAAGAAAGUCAAAAGUACGGGAAGAACAUCCAAGAUUGAAAGCUUUAGGGAUAAGAGCCUGUCAAAUGGGUUAUUCUUCCUUGAACUUCUGAGCGCUGUUGAACCAAGGGUUGUUAAUUGGAACCUCGUCACCAAGGGUGAAACUGAUGACGAAAAGAAGUUAAACGCCACAUAUAUCAUCAGCGUUGCAAGAAAGCUUGGGUGUUCAAUCUUUUUGCUGCCUGAGGACAUCAUUGAGGUAAACCAAAAGAUGAUCCUUACUCUGACAGCAAGCAUCAUGUACUGGAGUCUUCUGCAGCAACCGACGGGUGAAUCAGAAUCAUCACCAACACCCUCCGUGAGUGGCGAAGACAGCAUUUCCGCGAACGAAGCGAACUCGAAUAUCGAUGAUUCGGCCUCUGACAUCACAGUCUCCUCACAAAUUGAGACCGGCAAAGGGUCCAAUACAGUUGAUGAUGAGGAAGUCAGUUCAAAAACGGACAUCAAUGGUAAGAAUGAGGUUGUUCAAGUUGGUGUUGAAUUUGAUGGAUUGUUAGCUGAUCAUAAAGUUGAGAAUGGGGAUUCUGUCGAGAAGGAGUGAACUAUACUAGUUAAGCUGGUUGCGGUUGGUUUUAUUGGUGCUGCGAUUGGUGUAGAGGAAACACUACCUUAUCUUCACUUGGGUAGGAUCAAUAUGAUAUGAGUGAGUAAAGAAGUUAAAGAAAAUACACAACCAUAUAGAGAGUAAAGAGGUUGAAAAUGAGAGAACUUUGUAUAGGUUGUUUUAUAAUAUAGCCUUUUGGUUUUCAAGAUGUAUUUUUGCAUGGUUUUCUUCAUAGUAGGUUAUUCUUUUAAUCUUUUUGAUAAAUAAUAAGUGGCUUUUAUAAGAUUGUGGAUUUUUACCUUUCAAAG
Molecule: messenger RNA, 2675 nt
Organism: Impatiens glandulifera
Lineage: Eukaryota; Viridiplantae; Streptophyta; Magnoliopsida; Ericales; Balsaminaceae
Product: fimbrin-1-like
Exons: 15
Coding region: 208-2364 (718 amino acids)
Biological process (GO): actin filament network formation; actin filament bundle assembly
Cellular component (GO): cytoplasm; actin filament; actin filament bundle
Molecular function (GO): actin filament binding
Source: RefSeq, a predicted model, not a curated record